UUGUUACUUUACCGCUGAAUUUAUCCCUCGAUUUUUCGAUCCGAUCUUCACGUGAUGUCACCACUCAGAAAUAUCAAUUAAAAUGUUUCGCUAAUUCGCGUGUAUACCAACACAGUUUUCGCCAAUUUUCCAAGAAAAAAAGAUCAAUUGAAUUGAAUUGAAAAAUUUUCGCUCGCAUGUACCACAUAUGAUCUAUACCGUUUACGGACCGGCGUAUAUUACUUUUCACAUUAUCCACGGACGAGUGACUUCUUUUAUGAUAGAAAUCCGGAUGUUGGUUUGACCGUCUACAUCCUGCCUGCGUUUUUCCAGCUCGUGAUUUCUAAACGUUCAUUAUUGUAGUUCGGAAUACCGAGGUGACGAGUUAAAAGUGUUCAAACUAUUAGCGUGCAAUCUUAACCGCGGAUACUCGACAUUCGAUUUCAAUAUUAUCAACCGACAGCUCACGAAGUGUGUAAAGUUAUUCAACACUUUACCUCUUAAUUACCGGAGCUAAUUGCGUUAAUCGGUACAGUCUGCAGAGGAACUUUCAUUGUCACUCAUAUUCACUUAUUUUGCUGCGUUUAUCGUCCCCAUACAUACCGCAGACAUGACUGACGCACUCCUCGCCGACCUUCAGAACACAGUAUCACCUGAAGGAAACCAUGCCGGAAACAACGCGACUCCAGGUUACGGAUCACUCAAUGGCGCAAGAUCUCAUACCGGUGUUUACAGAGGCUACGACAAUCAAACAUCUCCGUUGCCACCUCAAUCGCCCACUUAUCAAAACCGGGAGGCGAUCGAAGAGUCGAUGUCGAGGACUAACAGUGCUCCAUACUCUCAGAAUGCCCAGGGAGGUAAAAUGCCAUCCUUGAAUAACAAUCUUUCGGAGUUGGAUACUCUCCUCCAAGAUCUUAGUAACGCUCACUAUAACACUCAUCUUCAGGAAAGAGACAGCAUAGGAUCAACGGGGAAGUUGAACGGAGGUGCAAACAGCCCAAUGUUACGCUCGCCAAGUAGCCUUUCAACAACGCGACCCACCGUUGAUUCUCUACUCGAAGAGCUAAGUACUGCAGUUCCUGCUGGUGAAUAUCCACAUGACGGUAAGGUCACCGUUACUAUCCAAGAAACAUCUACUGAGGUGCAACCAGUCUAUGAAGGAUAUUCUCAGGUUCAACGAGAAUCCUUGAUUACAAAAACUGAGCAGAAUCCAGGCUUCACUAACGGACACGCCGCCAGUAAUGCUACCAAGGAGCUGGAUGAUCUCAUGGCAUCACUUUCUGAGUUUAAGAUUAAUGGUAGCACUCAUCAACAUCAGACAGUGACUGACUCCCCGUACGCCAAACCAAAUAAAGCUACCAAGAGCUCGCCGAGUCCACAGCCACCAGAAGGGCCGCUGACCAGAAUCCACAUUUCAGAGACUCACACUACCCAUCAUUAUCAACCGCAGCACGGGGAGAGCCACCACGCCCAAGCUGCAACUCAAAUCAAACAGAAUCAAUUGGAUUCUAUGCUAGGAAAUCUUCAAGCAGACAUGAGUCGUCAAGGAGUUAACACAACCCAAAAAGGAUGCUGCAAUGCUUGCGAAAAGCCUAUUGUCGGACAGGUGAUCACUGCUUUGGGGAAAACGUGGCAUCCAGAGCAUUUCACUUGUACCCAUUGCAACCAAGAGCUGGGUACACGUAACUUCUUUGAGAGGGACAGUCAUCCCUACUGUGAACCGGAUUAUCACAAUCUAUUCUCCCCUCGAUGCGCUUAUUGUAACGGCCCAAUUCUUGAUAAAUGCGUUACUGCCCUGGAGAAGACUUGGCACACGGAGCACUUUUUCUGUGCUCAGUGUGGCAAACAGUUUGGAGAAGACGGUUUUCACGAACGUGAUGGAAAACCUUAUUGCCGCGAAGAUUACUUUGACAUGUUUGCACCAAAAUGUGGCGGUUGCAACCGUGCUAUAAUGGAAAAUUACAUCUCUGCUCUCAACAGCCAGUGGCACCCAGAUUGUUUUGUCUGCAGGGAUUGUAGACAACCAUUCCAUGGUGGAUCAUUCUUUGAUCACGAGGGAUUGCCAUACUGUGAGACACACUAUCAUGCAAAACGAGGAUCCCUUUGUGCAGGUUGUCAUAAGCCCAUAACCGGUCGCUGCAUAACUGCCAUGUUCCGUAAAUUCCACCCUGAACACUUUGUAUGUGCUUUUUGUUUGAAACAAUUGAACAAGGGUACUUUCAAAGAACAAAAUGACAAGCCAUACUGUCAUGGUUGUUUUGAUAAAUUGUUUGGAUAAAAACCAAUAAUCGGAUAUACAGAUGUAUGACGUAGUUUGUGCAUACUGUGUAUCAGAUAGAACUAUAUAUACUAAUAUUAAGCGAAAUAAGUUGUGUUUGAUUACCAAGGAUGUUUUAUGAUUUGCAUUUCCAGAAGGAGUUGCAUACAAAUUUUUACAGGAUCAUACAGGUGACACUACAAUUGUCGUCAUCAUCAGGUUUGAUUUCAUUGAAAUAUGUGUAGGUAUAGGUUCACACAAUGGGCCGACAUUUCGUGCUCAAUUCUGUUAUUUGUUGUACAAUUUUUAAUUUUGAUACAUAUUCGGCAACUCCUGGUUAGCUGCUUAAUAUUCUCGUGACUUUUAAUCUAAGAAGAGGUACUAAUUAGCUAUAGGUAUAGUUCGGUGGUGUACUAAUAGUUUGAUAUACUAUUAUAAUGAAAUUGCUAAUCCUGUAACUGGAAAACUGUUGUAGAAGGCCGUAGAAAUCUUGUUUUCCACCAACAUCCGAUAUGUAUAUUUUGAUGCUUACCGGGUACCAAUCAUACGUCAUCACAAUACCUUUUCUGUUAGAAUUUGUUGAAUAAUUAUGAAUCAUGAUAUAUUUAUGUACAGUUAAUAAUAGUUAUACAUAUACAACUGCUUUAUUCAUAUUUUAUUUACUGUUGCGUCUGUGUAACUAAUUAUCUUUAUAGUCAUUUCUUUGCUUCAUUUUCUACAGAAAAAGUAGAUUAGCGAACGUGACUUCAAACUUAUUUUAUUAAUGAUUAUAUUUGUAAGUUUAUACAAUAUGUAUAAACUAUUUAUAGAUGAAUUUUACAAACCACGUGAGAUGAAGUUGUCAAAUGAAAUCACAAAAAAUUCUUACUUCAUCUACUAUUCUGAGACUGCUCAGCUUAUUACAAUUAAUUUUAAAAACAGAAACUGUCUUAAAAUUAUACUAUACGCCGUUUUUUGUUAAAAAAUUGACAAUUAUAAUUCGAUAGAUGUAUGACUAACGAAAAUUUUUCAUAAAAUAUCAAACUGAUCUUAAUCAAAGUUAUGAUAAUUUACCAGAAAUAUCUGCGCUCGUUAAAGUUUGUGCCAACAUUCUUCUACAGAUACCUUGUAAUUACACGGUUAACUCGUAUCAAAUAUGGUUUGUAAGCACUUUCGCCACAGAGUCGAUGCCGCAUAAAUAAAUAACUAUUCAAUUGA
Molecule: messenger RNA, 3433 nt
Organism: Athalia rosae (coleseed sawfly)
Lineage: Eukaryota; Metazoa; Arthropoda; Insecta; Hymenoptera; Athaliidae
Gene: Pax
Product: leupaxin-like
Exons: 10
Coding region: 590-2257 (555 amino acids)
Biological process (GO): cell-cell junction organization; positive regulation of substrate adhesion-dependent cell spreading; positive regulation of integrin-mediated signaling pathway
Cellular component (GO): cell-cell junction; cytoplasm; focal adhesion
Source: RefSeq, a predicted model, not a curated record